GUUUGGAAUAAGCUGGAUCGGGUAGAAGCUGUGUAGUUUGAGUAGGUGAGAAGCAUUCCCUGAUCUCAAUCAUGUGUAUAACACUGAGUGGAGUGUUUGUAACAAUACUCUUUUCAAGCCAAUUGACAACUGCAGAGUCUGGCCUUGACACAAAAUAUGGGCAUUUUCAAGUGUUACAGAAACAAAACCAUCCGGGUUUAAGAAAGUGCGCUGAUGCCAUUAUGAAGAAGAAUGAGUAUGUUGGUGGACGUGUGUCUCAGCUGACAAGUGAAUGCCAUGGCUUAUCAUAUUCCUGGGGUUUGAAUCAAACAAUGAAGAGUGGAUAUGCAUAUUUGAAGAAGACGUUCGUCCAGGAAAACUUUCAACCAGCGCUCAAGGUUGAAUGUGAACCAGUAACAUGGACGAUUCCUGGUGUAUUUAGUCCUGGAGCAAAAUUGGAUGUGCUUAUCUCGUUGCCAGGUCAUGAUGCGUUCGGCGGAGGGGUAGUAUUUAUUCUGACAGAGACUAUUGGGGACUUCACAGACAAAAGUACCACACUGACGUUCAAACUUGAAGGUAGAUCAGCCUACCUUUCCGAAAACAACACCAAAAGAGACCUGUGUGCAGAUCCGCUUGGACAGAUCUAUAUCUGGCCUGUAUCAAAACUUGCAAAAGGAAUGUGUAAAAUUUCUUUUCUUGCCCACACUGACUCAGUUACGAUACUAGCUGAUGACGAAGUGUUCCACACGUACAGAUCAAAGCGUGUUCUGGACACCAAAAGGCAGAUCUCUAUUAACGAGUUGCCCACUAAAUCAGAUGUCUUUCUUCACCGUAUCCAAUUUACAGCAAACUGA
Molecule: messenger RNA, 833 nt
Organism: Mercenaria mercenaria
Lineage: Eukaryota; Metazoa; Mollusca; Bivalvia; Venerida; Veneridae
Exons: 7
Coding region: 72-833 (253 amino acids)
Source: RefSeq, a predicted model, not a curated record